Messenger RNA from Closterium sp. NIES-67, 3383 nucleotides. NCBI's taxonomy places the organism in Eukaryota, Viridiplantae, Streptophyta, Zygnematophyceae, Desmidiales, Closteriaceae. The record is from the annotation of a GenBank genome assembly.
GUCUAUCUGAAUUCUCUGCUCCUUGCUGCUCGUUGCUUGUGACUGUUACUCCUAGUCACGUAUGCUACAUUGCACUCCCGUGCUCGCAUCAGAGGCGAUGGAGAGCAUAUCAGCCGUGGAAUUUAUGGCGUGAUGGAAUGGCAUAUAGCUUUUCCCCGCUUUUUCCUGUUCCCUCUACUUUGAAUUUUACCCCCUAAGUUUUGCCGAGCCAGUAGCCUUUUUAUUAUUAUUAAAUUUCGGCUUAGGGGCCUACAGCGCUUAUCCUGCUAUCCACUGCGGAGACCCUUUUUUUUUUUCCUGCAGGACGUAAAUCUGGACGCGUGUUACAACGGCCUUGAAACUUGCAGGCAGUGACGCAGUUUCCGAAAUCUGUCCCAUGGAGCUAUUAGACGAUUUUUUAGACCCGUACUCCACUGGCUGCUCGGAUCCUGGGAGUUGUUAGAGAUUCUGUAUAUUCAGUAGUUGAGUGCUAGUUCUUCUACUUUGGCCAACUCUACGGUUAGCCCUUUCGGAUAGGUGCGCUGGUUGUUGCAUUUAGUUCACGGGCCGUCCACAUCGCACCGUUGAUUCUUAUCGUCCAUUGCAUUCAACGGUCAUGAUGAUGGACCCGGUGUUAGUCCUCAUCAUCGCGAGCUGUAUGACACUUACGCAGUUCGCGCUGCAGCUCAAGGAGAAUAUCACCACCAGCGCUUACUUAAAAAACUUCAAUCUCAUGUUGGAGUCGACAGCGUCCCUGCACGCAUUGCUGACGGAGUUUAAGAGCUUCAAAGGCUGGGGCGUGGCCACCGACGGCGCGAAGAAGUCGUUUCAGAGGCUCGAAGAUCUGUUACGGAAAGCCACGGCGCUGCUGCAGCGAUGCAUCAGCGCGCGGAGUAAACUGCUGCAGCUUGUAUCGGAGCACGCGUUACAGGCGCAGGACUUCAUCAAGAUGCACGCGGAGCUGGAGCAGUGCCUCUCCACCGUCCCCAUCCAAACCCUCCCUGAACCCCUCACCUCCAAGCUCACGGCUAUGCGCCAGCAGCUCCUCAAUACGCCCUUCUCCGAGUCAGUCACGCCCGCCAUGCGCGCGCAGCUGCAGCUGCUGCUGUCCUCCGCCGCCUCCCCCUCCCCCGCGCUCAAGGAAGCGCCCGGGUCUGACGUGCUGGCUUUUCAGCUGGCGGAAGCGCUGGGGCUGGGGCUCUCCGCGGAGGCCGCCAACCCGGGCGCGCUGCGCCGCGAGCAGGAGGCGCUCGCGCUGGAGAAGCGCAAGGCGCAGGAGGGGCGGGACCUGGCGCAGGCGAAGGUGGUGGAGCAGAUAGUGCUGGUGCUCAUGCGCAUGGACAGGGAGGUGGCAGCCCGCCGGGAGAAGCAGAAACGAGCAGCAGAAGCCGCAUCAGGAGCAGCCAGCUCUGCUGGUGCCUCCUCCACUGCAGCAACGUCCUCCUCCAUCUUCGCUCCUCAGCCCAACCGUCCCCAGGCAGCAGCCGCAGCUCCAGGAAUCAACCUGCUGGCAGAUAGCUUGACAGAGCUCAGCGUGGGAGGGCCAGGGGCAGACGGUAACAGAGUGAGACAUCAAGAGGGGCAGGAGGCAGCAAAGAAGGCGGUUGAGCCUCUCAAGAUGGUGCUUCCAGGGGAAAGCGCUGCUGCUGCUGCUGGGUUUGGUGCUGGUACACAACCGGCCAAGAGCCCACAGCCUGCAGCUGAGGCGGCAGGGGGGGGAGCAGCAGCAGUGAACGGGGCUGAUGGUGUAGCAGGAGCAGCAGCAGCAGCAGCAGCACGAUCACGAUCGCCUGCCCCGUCAGCAGUAGCUGGCAGCACGGCCAGCUCAGCAGCAACCAGAGCUACCGCCGCUGCCCCAUCCUCAUCUUCAGCCACAGCAGCAACAACACCAGCAGCGGCCACAGCACAGCCCAGGCCAGCAGCAGCAGCAGCAGCCGCCCCAGCUCCAGCCCCAGCAGCAGCAGCGAGUGGAGAACAAGGUGUGGCCCAGCAGAUCAUCCGCACCCUGCGCCUGGGCACAGUGGACGAGAAAGCUCAAGCAGCAGGCCUUGUGGGCUGGCACACGAAAUUCUCAGCCACCAACCGCGCCAUGUUCCGCUCCGCAGGAGUCAUCGACGCCCUUCUCCCCCUCGCUGCUGCGUCUGGUCCCACCGAGGCGAAAGCUGCCGAUGCGGCGGUCAGGGCCCUGGGGAAUCUCCUGGCGGACGAGGAUGUGAAGGUGGAGCUGAUCGGCCACCUGCCUCUGCUGGUCCAGGCCCUGAAGCGAGCCGAGCUGCCGGCGUCCCGUGCUGGCAUGGCGCGGAUUUUCAAGGCGAUCGCCACGAUCUCGGAUGAGGCCUGCAAGGUGGUGGUUGAUGCAGGCGCAGUGCCGCACUUAGCUAAGUUUCUGGACCCGAGCGUGGCUGCCGCGCCGGCGAACCCGCCGCCGACGGGCGGCGCUGCAGUGGCUGCGGCAGCCGCAGCGGAGGAAGCGUCCAAGCAAUGCUCGGCGGAAACUUUGGCGAUUCUGGCGCAGGUGCCGUCGAAACGGAGCCGGAUGGUGGCAGACGGGGUCGUGGGCCCGCUCUCUCUCCUCGUCCUCGCGAACCCCCCGACCGAAACCCUAAUCGCUGCGGUGACAGCGCUGGCUGGGCUAGCGAGCGUGCAUGAGGGGAGGGAGGGCAUGGGGCCGGCGCUGCCCACGCUGGUAAAUCUGCUGAGGGUGGAGGACGAGGGGGUGAUGGCGCCCGCGCUGGAUGCGCUGCUGCUGCUGGCGAAGCACAGCGCAGCGUACCGGAGCGGCAUCAGGAACAACGGCGGGAUGAGACAUCUCAGGAACGUGCUGCGAGUCGGGCCCUCGCCUCUCCACAACAAGGGAAUGGAGCUUCUUGCUGCGCUCUUCUCGUAGCAUUCAAGCAUGAAGAAAGUGCAGGGGGGUUGCCAGUGCAGGGGGGUUGCCGUGCACACUUGUCUGCACCGCAUGUAUCGCUUGGCUCAUGCGAUCACAGCAAUGGGGGUGCGUUGCCUUCGAUCCGCACCCACACCCGACUAGCAGGAAACGCAGCAGCAACAGCAGUAAUGCGGGUGCAUCAUUGGGAAGGUCUUUCUUGAGUGUACUGCCUGGUCAAGUUACACUCGGAGGAUCUGGUGGUCUGGAAUAAGGCUACACAAUAGGGCUACGCAAUAGGGUUGCGCUUCUGUGUGUGCUAGGCACAUGUAGUCCAGCAGAAUCGAACCUGCUGUCAGUGUGUUAGCUGCUUGUAUGGUACACCUUCAGUAGUCUAGUUAUGUUGGGGUAGGUGGCUUGGUAGGUGUAGAAUUCGAACUGGCUGUUGAGCUGCUAGCUUGAUGCUUAGACAAAGUGCCUAAGGUGGAUUGUGUACUGUAGAUAUCAUUUAGAUGAGAGACAUAUGAUUUUCAGUGCU